Molecule: messenger RNA, 7590 nt
Organism: Rangifer tarandus platyrhynchus (Svalbard reindeer)
Lineage: Eukaryota; Metazoa; Chordata; Mammalia; Artiodactyla; Cervidae
Source: the annotation of a GenBank genome assembly
AUGGCCAUCUCAUCACGCCUCGCCCUAUGGGAGCAGAAGGAAAUCCACAUUCGGGAAGAGGACAAGAGCCCUCCACCGUCCUCGCCCCCUCCGCUUUUCUCUGUCAUCCCAGGGGGCUUCAUUAGGCAGCUGGUCCGAGAGACUGAGAAAGAGUCCAAGGAAGCUAGACUGAGGAAAGAGGCAGCUCUUGCCUCUCCGGAACGAGAGAUCCCAGAGGUUUCCGCUGGCCAGCCCAGCACUGGCACCAAGCCUGGGAGCCAGAACGUCCAGUCAGGCUCCCCCCAGAGUGCAGACAUUCUGGGCAGGAAGGGCGAGGAGGCCGGGACCAUGGACCCUGUGCUGAUGACUAUCAAUGGCGAGAAGCCCCAAGAGUCAGGCUCCAGUGGGACACCCGCCAAAAAAAGCCUGCCCUUCAAGAGAGGGGUGAGGAGGGGUGACGUGCUGUUGAUGGUGGCCAAACUGGACCCGGACUCCGCCAAGCCAGAGCAGAGGACCCAGCCCCGCGAUGCCCCUGCUUCCAAGACCCCAUCCCCAGCCACGGAUCCUGGAGGGGGAAAGGAGGGGGACACCCCAGGGACUUCUCGUGGCCCCCAGGCCAGCACCACAGAUGCACCUCCGAAGGCUGAGAAGACGCAGACUGGGGGCCUUGGGGACCCAGGAACUGUGCUGCUGACGAAAGGGGAGAAGGAUCAAGGCACAGUGCGAAAAGGGGGCGAGGCCCCCCAGACCAAAGGGGUGACAAAGGGGGAGCUCCAGGGCAAAGAGGGGUCGGGGGACGGGGGUCAACCAGGGGCAGUGGAGAAGGGGGCAGGGGACCCCCCAAACAAGGGGGCAAAGGGGAGUCUCUCCAAGGAUGCAGCAGGUGAAGGGAAGUGGGCUGGGGCCCAAGCCCCAGUGAGAAGGUGGGGAGGUUCCCUGGGCAGAAGGGGCAAGUGGGACAGUCCCCAGUGUAAGAAGGACAAAGAAGGUGCACUCCUGAGUAAGUCAGACAAGACGGAGGAGCCUCAGACCAAGGCGGAGAAGACUGGCAAAGUGCCAGGGAAGGAGGGGGAGGCUCCCAGAGCCAUGGACAAGACAGGUGAGCCUCAGAGCAGGACUGGGAAGGCAGGUGAGCCCCCAGGCAAGAUGGAAAAGAUGGGGCCACCUCAGAGCGCCUCUGCAGAGGCGGGUAAGGCUGGGGGUAAGGCAGAGAAGGACGAUAAAGCCCCCAAGGAGGUGGAUGCACGUGGGGCUACCCCGACAACAGCUGGUAAGGAGGACCAGCCUGAGAGCAGAGGACAGAAGGCAGAGGAGCCCCGCCCCGGAGCAGGCGAUGGGGCCGGGGCCCUGCAGAGGGAGCCGGGAGGCCCUGGGCAGCCUGCUCCGGAGGGCCACGCGGAGAAGCCUCAGAGGCCGAUGGGCAGCCAGGAGGCGAGCAGAGGAGGCCAGAGCGGAGUCUCGGGGCAGGCUCCUGAAGACAGAUGGUACGAGGCAGAGAAGGUCUGGCUGGUUCAGAAGGAUGGAUUCACUCUUGCAACGGUGCUGAAGCCGGACGAGGGAACAGCAGACCUGCCGGCAGGAAGGGUGCGACUGUGCAUUGACGCGGACGGUAGCAUCACGGAAGUGGGCGAGGAGCACGUUCACCGGGCCAACCCCCCCGAGCUGGACCAGGCUGAGGACCUGGCCUCCCUCGUCAGUGUCAACGAGUCCAGUGUCCUGAACACGCUUCUGCAGCGCUACCGGGCGCAGCUGCCUCACACCCGCGCCGGGCCCGACCUGAUCUUCCUCCAGCCCCAGGGGCUCAUGGCGCCCUCUGCCGGCAAGGUGCCCAGGAACCGCUGGGAUGGCCUGCCUGCCCACAUCAGCUCCCUGGCCCAGAGGGCGUACUGGGCUCUGCUGAGCCAGCGGAGAGACCAGAGCAUCGUGACCCUGGGCCGGAGCGGCGCUGGCAAGACCACCUGCUGUGAGCAGGUCCUGGAGCACCUGGUGGGGAUGGCGGGCAGCGUGGACGGCAGGGUCUCAGUGGAGAAGAUUCGAGCCGCCUUCACCGUCCUCCGGGCCUUCGGCACUGUGUCCACCGGCCACAGCCACAGUGCCACCCGGUUCGCCAUGGUGAUGUCACUGGACUUCAACGCCACAGGCCGAGUCACGGCUGCCCAGCUCCAGACAAUGCUUUUGGAGAAGAGCCGUGUGGCCCGGCAGCCAGAAGGGGAAGGCAAUUUCGAGGUUUUCUCCCAGAUGCUAGCUGGGUUGGACCUGGAUCUCAGGACAGACCUGUACCUGCACCAGAUGGCGGACAGCAACUCUUUUGGCAUGGGCCUGUGGCCUAAGCCUGAAGACAAGCAGAGGGCAGCGGCCGCCUUCACCCAGCUCCAGGGUGCCAUGGAGACGCUGGGCAUUUCAGACGGCGAGCAGAGGGCCAUCUGGCGGGUGCUGGCAGCCAUCUACCACCUGGGCGCGGCGGGGGCCUGCAAAGUGGGCCGGAAGCAGUUCAUGCGCUUUGAGUGGGCCAGCCACGCAGCAGAGGCCUUGGGCUGCGAGUACGAGGCCCUGAACACGGCCACCUUCAAGCACCACUUGCGGCAGAUCAUCGAGCAGGUGACGUCUGGGCCGAGCCGCCGGAGCCUGGAGGAUGAGGCAGCCAGCUCAGGGCUCAAGAUGACCGGCGUAGAGUGCGUGGAGGGCAUGGCCUCCGGCCUGUACCAAGAGGUCUUUGCCGCCGUGGUCUCUCUCAUCAACAGAUCCUUCUCCUCCCACCACCUCUCCAUGGCCUCCAUUAUGGUGGUGGACUCUGCAGGCUUUCAGAACCCUCGGCACCAGGGCAAAGACCGGGCCGCCACCUUCGAGGAGCUAUGCCACAAUUACGUUCAUGAGCGCCUGCAGCUGCUUUUCUACCAGCGGACCUUCGUCUCGGCACUGGAGCGAUUCCGGGAGGAAGAUGUUCCUGUGCAGUUUGACCUCCCGGAGUCAUGCCCGGGGACCACGGUGGCCUUGGUGGAUCAGACUCCCUCACAGGUGCGCCUGCCAGCCGGAGGAGGUGCCGAGGACGCCAGGGGCCUUUUCUGGAUCCUGGAUGAGGAGGUCCGGGUGGAGGGCUCCCAGGACAGCGUGGUGCUCGAGCGCCUCUGUGCCGCCUCUGAGAAGAAAGGAGCUGGAGCUGGAGGAACCUCUGCCCUCCGGACCUGUGAGCAGCCCCUCCAGUGCGAGAUUGCCCACCAGCUGGGACACGACCCCGUGCGCUAUGACCUCACGGGCUGGCUCCACAAGGCUAAACCCAACCUUGCAGCUCUGGACGCCCCCCAGGUCCUGCAGCAUUCCAGCAGGGAGGAGCUGAGGAGCCUGUUCCAGCCCCGGGCCAAGCUGUCCCCUGUGUGCCGGGCCGUGGCCGGCCUGGAGGGCACCUCCCAGCAGGCCCAGCAGCGGAACUGCGCAGUGCGGAGGGCAUUCGCCAGCAGCCUGGCCGCGGUGAAGAGGAAAGCCCCCUGCUCCCAGAUCAAGCUGCAGAUGGAUGCGUUGAUCAGCGUGAUCAGACGGUCGCAGUUACACUUCAUCCACUGCCUGGUGCCAAGCGCAGCGGUGGAGAGCAGAGGCGGGCAGGGGUCUCUGACUCCGCCACAGCCCAGUGGAGACAAGCCUGAGGCGGGAUGGUCCCUCCCCUCGGACAUCCCCGCACUGAGGGUGCAGCUCGCAGGAUCCUACAUCCUGGAGGUGCUGCGUCUGCACAGAGCAGGCUACGCUGACCACAUGGGGCUCACUCAGUUCCGCCGAAGAUUCCAGGUGCUGGAUCCUGUGCUCAUGAAGGAGCUCACAUCAGCACCUGAAGGAGUGGGUGAGAGGAAGGCCGUGGCGCAGCUCCUGCAGACACUGGACCUGGAGAAGAAGGCCGUGGCCAUGGGGCACAGCCAGGUCUUCCUCAAGGCGGGUGUGGUGUCCAGGCUGGAGAGGCAGCGGGAAAAGCUGGUGUCUCAGAGCAUCGUCCUGUUCCAGGCGGCCUGCAGGGGCUUUCUCUCUCGCCAGGGAUUCAAGAAGCUGAAGAUUCACCGGCUGGCCGCCCGGUGCAUCCAGAAGAAUGUGGCUGUGUUCCUGGCGGUCAGGGAUUGGCCGUGGUGGCGGCUGCUGGGUUCCCUUCGGCCCCUGCUGAGCGCCACCAUCGGGGAGGAGCAGCUCCGCGCUAAGGAGGCGGAGCUCACAGCACUGAGGCAGAAGCUAGAGAAGUCAGAGAAGUCUCGGAAUGAACUCCGGCAGAACGCAGACCUGCUGGAGAGCAAGAUCGCUGAGCUGACCACAGAGCUGGCCGAUGAGUGCUUCAAAGGGGACGUGGCCUGCCAGGUGCUGGAGAGUGAGCGGGCAGAGCGGCUGCGGGCCUCUCGGGAGGUCCAGGAGCUAAAGAGCAAGUAUGAGCAAGUCCAGAAGAAUCUGGGAGAAGUGGAGAAGCGGUUGGAGGAAGCCCAGCAGAAAAUUCAGUUGAAUGAUUUAGAGAGGAGUCACACUGGAGGAGCAGAUGAGUGGCAGAUGCGCUUCGACUGUGCUCAGAUGGAGAACGAGUUCCUCAGGAAGCGUCUCCAACAGUCGGAGGAGAGACUGGAGUCGGAGCUGGCAUCUAGGAAUGAGCUGGAGCAGAAGCUGAGGGAACUGCAGAGGGCCUACGAGGAGGCCCAGAGGACGGCCCAGCAGCUCAAGAGGAGGUGCCACCUUCUGACCUGCGACCUGGAGGACACGCGCUUCCUGCUGGAGAGCCAGCAGAGUCGGAACCACGACUUGGAGAGGAAGCAGAAGAAGUUUGACGCGCAGCUGGCCCAGGCCCUGGGGGAGUGCGUGUUUGAGAAGGGCCUCCGCGAGAAAGUGGCCCAGGAGAACAGCAGCACCCGGUGUGAGCUGGGCAGGCUUCAGCAGCUCCUGAAGCAAAAGGAGCAGGAAAGCUUGCAGCUGAAGCAGGAGGUGGAGAUGCUGCAGGCCCAGAAGCAGGAGCUGCUGAGGUCACCCUCUCUGGGGGAGAACUGCAUUGCAGGCUUGAAGGAGAGACUCUGGAAGCUGGAAUCCAGCGCCCUGGAGCACGAGAAAGUCCAGAACCAGCAGGAAAACACCAUCAAGCAGCUGGAGCAGGUCCGCCAGCGGUUUGAACUGGAGAUUGAACGGAUGAAGCAAAUGCAUCAGAAGGACCGUGAGGACAAGGAGGAGGAGCUGGAGGACGUCCGCCAGUCCUGCCAGAAGCGGCUCCGCCAACUGGAAAUGCAGCUGGAGCAGGAGUAUGAGGAGAAGCAGGUGGCCCUCCACGAGAAGCAGGACCUGGAAGGCUUGAUCGGAACCCUCUGCGACCAGAUCGGCCAUCGGGACUUUGACGUGGAGAAGCGUCUUCGGAGGGACCUCAGGAGGACUCACGCGCUGCUGUCAGACGUGCAGCUCCUGCUGGGGACCAUGGAGGACGGCAAGACGUCGGUCAGCAAGGAGGAGCUGGAGAAGGUGCAGAGCCAGCUGGAGCAGAGUGAAGCCAAGUGUGAAGACGCCUUGAAGACCCAGAAGGCGCUGACGGCGGACCUGGAGAACAUGCACAGCGAGCUGGAGAGCAUGACCCGCAGCAAGAGCCUGGUGGACGAGCAGCUGUACCGGCUGCAGUUUGAGCGGGCGGACCUCCUGAAGCGCAUAGACGAGGACCAGGACGACCUGAACGACCUCAUGCAGAAGCACAAGGACCUCAUUGCGCAGUCUGCUGCCGACAUUGGGCAGAUCCAGGAACUACAGCUGCAGCUGGAGGAAGCCAAGAAGGAGAAGAACAAGCUUCAAGAACAACUGCAGGUGGCCCAGAUGCGCAUUGAGUACCUGGAGCAGUCCACUGUGGACCGGGCCAUCGUCAGCAGGCAGGAGGCAGUCAUCUGUGACCUGGAGAACAAGACAGAGUUCCAGAAAGUGCAGAUCAAGAGAUUUGAGGUGCUGGUGAUCCGGCUUCGGGACAGCCUGAUCAAGAUGGGCGAGGAGCUCUCGCAGGCCGCCGCGGCCGAGUCCCAGCAGCGGGAGAACAGCCAGUACUACCAGCGGCGCCUGGAGGAGCUCAAGGCAGACAUGGAAGAGCUGGUGCAGCGGGAGGCCGAGGCCAGCCGGCGGUGCAUGGAGCUGGAGAAGUACGUGGAGGAGCUUGCCGCAAUCAGACAGACCCUGCAGACUGACCUGGAGACAUCCAUCCGGCGCAUCGCCGACCUGCAAGCAGCCUUGGAGGAGGUGGCGUCCAGCGACAGCGACACAGAGAGUGUCCAGACAGCAGUGGACUGCGGCGGCGGCAGUGGCAGAAAGGAGAUAGAUAACGUCUCCACCCUCAGCUCCCAGCCGGAGGGCAGUCUGCAGUCUUGGUUGAGUUGUACUCUGUCCCUGGCCACAGACACCGCAAGGACCCCCUCUCGACAGUCAGCCGUCAGCAGCCGUAUCCUCAGCCCCAGGACCCACGAGGAGGCCGGCGAUGGGGCCCGGGACGUCCGCAGCAGGACCUCGGGAGACAAGGCCACGUCCCCGCUCUCCCGCCGCCGGGGAACGUACGGCCACUUUGGAGAUGGCGAAGAGUGCGGCAUCCAGGGAAAGGCCCCCGAGAGGCCGGGAGCACCACCCUCCCCGUCUUCCCAGAGUGGAGAUGCGUCCCCGCUACCGCGGGACAAGCUGCCCAGCCCGUCGGCCGCCCUGUCGGAGUUCGUGGAAGGGCUCCGGAGGCAGAGAGCGCAAAGAGGGCGGGGGUCGCCACUGGGCCUGGAGGACUGGCCCACGCUCCCCAUCUACCAGACCACUGGGGCGUCCACUCUGAGGAGGGCCCGGGCGGGCAGCGACGAGGGCGCCCUGGCGCUGAGAGCCGGGGCCGGCUCACCCCUGGAUGUGUCGGCCGGUCUCCCACGGUCCACCAGCCUCAAGUGCAUCUCCUCGCAGAGCGUGGGGAGCCCCAGCCCGCCCCCUGAGAAGUUGAAGACCCGCUUCAGCUCCUGCGAGUCCCUCCUGGAGUCGGGCCCCAGCUCGUGGAGGACGCCCAGCUCCCCGGGGGCCGCGCGCAGGGACCCGCUCUCGUCGCCCACGCUGCGACCGCGGAGGCGCUGUCUGGAAUCCUCGGUGGACGACGCAGGCUGUCCAGACCUCGGCAAGGAGCCUCUCGUCUUCCAGAACCGCCAGUUCGCGCACCUGAUGGGGGACCCCCUGGGCAGCGACCCGUUCAGCUGGAAGGUCCCAAGCCUCAACUACGAACGCAAGACCAAAGUGGAUUUCGAUGACUUCCUGCCAGCCAUCCGGAAGCCCGAGACGCCCACGUCCUUGGCCCGAGCGGCCAAAGAUGGGCGAGACAGUUCACAGCAUUCGAGCGUCCGCUUUGCGACAGAAGAGGCCGACCGGGGCUUUGUCUCCGGGAUCGGCACCGUUUUGAAAAGGAGUCCGGAGUCCAGGGAGGACCCCGCUCACCUCUCCGACUCAUCGUCCUCCUCCAGCUCCAUCGUGUCUUUCAAAAGCGCCGAUAGCAUCAAGAGUCGGCCGAGAGCCCCCAGGCUGGAGGGCGACGGCGGCGAGCGGGCAUCCCCCGAGAACAGAGAGCCGGGCGCAGGGAGGAAAGAGGAGGACGUGGAGAGCAUCAUGAAGAAGUACCUGAAGUAG